Molecule: messenger RNA, 1260 nt
Organism: Eucalyptus grandis
Lineage: Eukaryota; Viridiplantae; Streptophyta; Magnoliopsida; Myrtales; Myrtaceae
Product: TMV resistance protein N-like
Exons: 4
Coding region: 1-1260 (419 amino acids)
Biological process (GO): defense response; signal transduction
Molecular function (GO): ADP binding
Source: RefSeq, a predicted model, not a curated record
AUGGGGAAGAGCUCGAAGGCUGAGAUAAGAGGCGAGGACCAGAUACUCCAAGGAUUUACGGAUUGCCUGUACCACGGUAUGCUAGAUGCGAACAUCUGUGUUUUCUUCGACAAGGAAGAACUCCACAUCGGUAAAGAAAUAGGUAAUGAGCUAUCGACAGCCAUCGAAAAGUCAAAAAUCUACAUACCCAUCUUCUCUAAAGGUUAUGCUUCGAGUGCAUGGUGCCUUCAUGAGCUUGCACACAUGGUGGAAUGCAAGAAAUCCAAACCAUCCGAGAAGGAGAUUCUGCCGAUUUUCUAUGACAUGGAGCCUCGCGAUGUCAAGCUUAAGUCUGAACUGUACGUUAGCGCUUUGAUGAAGCAUGAAGAUAUGUUCGGUCGCCAGAGAAGGUUAAAAUGGGAGGAUGCCCUCAGAAGCGUUGCCCAAAUCAAAGGAUGGGAACUGAAAAACCAAGGGUACUGGAAAUUCAUUAAAUCGGUAAUACAAGAGAUUGUGAUGAAGCUAAAGACAAAAGACAAAUACGUUGCUGAGCAUAUAGUCAGAAUGGAUGAACAAGUGGAAGCUGUCGUGGAGUUGUUGGACGUGGACUCCAAGGUCAUGCGCUUUGUUCUAAUUCAUGGAAUGGGAGGAAUUGGCUUUCGUGACGUAAUUAAUGAUGUUGAUGAUGGGAUCAAAAUGAUUGCGCAGCAACUUUCUAACAAGAAAGUUUUCAUCGUUUUGGAUGAUGUGGGUAAUGAGGAACAACUCGAGAAACUAGCCAUCAAGCACAUUUCUUUCGGCUUGGGAAGCAAAAUUAUUAUUACAACUAGGAACAAAAGCAUCUUAAAAGCUUACCAAACAUUGGAGUACGAAGUGAAGCCAUUGGAUUCUGUUCAAUCACUCGAGCUUUUUAGUAGGCGUGCUUUUAAAAGAAACUUUCCUCCAGAUGAUUAUGUUAGUCUUUCGAGACAAGUAGUUUCUACGACUGGAGGACUUCCCUUGGCUCUUGAAGUUAUAGGCUCAUUACUUCAUCGCCAAAACAAAGCCUUAUGGAUAGAUGUAUUGAACCAUCAGAAAGAAAUACCUUACGAGAAGGUCCAAGACAAGCUGAAGAUCAGCUACAAUGUGUUGAGUCAUGAGCAAAAACAGAUCUUUCUUGAUAUCGCUUGUAUGUUUGUGGACAAAGACAAGACAAAUGCAUCCUACAUGUGGAAGGAUUGUAGGUUUUUCCCAGUAUUCGAUUCAAGUCCUUGUCUGCAUGUCCCUGAUCAAGAUAACUGA